AUGAUCUUUCAGCGCUUACGAGAGACCGUGGAAGAUGCAAAAAGUCGCGAGAUUCAGCAGUUGAAGCUGGAGCGUGUAUUCGUGGAAGCUAUCGUGGAAGCUCUUGAAUCGAGAGGUGCUGAGCACGCUCAAAUGAAAGCCAGAUUUGAUGGCAUGAAGAGAACCAGUCGGCAAUAUAUCGAAGGUCUUACUGUUGCACAAACAGAAUACGACAGGGAACUGAAGGCAAGACGUGACGCAGAAGCUGAGGUCACGCGAUUAAGAGUGCUCCUGUCAGGACAGGCUGCCCGUCUGACAGCAUUGUCAGGAGAUUCUCGACGACAGGAAGUACGACAACAGAUAUCCAAAGAAUUAAAUGAUAGCUUGUCUGGAUUAGAGCAAAAUCUAUCUCGUUUGAAAGUGGAACGUGACGUGACUCUGGCAGAAGUCGAAGAGUUAUCCGCAACUAAAAGCUCCAAUAACGCCUCUCCCGAUGUAGGAACUGUUGCAUUGGGCCGUUCAUUGACGAAGCGUUUGGAUAAUAUCCGGAAUCAAUAUCAAAAGGAUCUCAUACCAUUGACUCAACAGCGAGAGACGUUAACCCGAGAGAUAGCCGAGCUCAAGGCUGUUAGAGACGUCUUCCUGGAAGAAACUUCGGUUCUCAAUGCACGCAAUGAAGAAUUAGCACAACUCAGCGCUGUGUAUACGCGCCGAAUGGAUACGGUCCAUGAAAGCCCCUUGAAAGAUGAUGAUAAUUCAAAUCGCGCCUCAUUCGACAAAUCUCGUGGCCAGUUCCAGUCAACAACACCCCUAGCGCCCUCUCUUAGCUCUUCAACAAGUGGAUCCUCUACAGUUUAUGACGAGACCAUCGACCCCAGGUUCUUCAGAGCUCCGAAGACGGAUGUUGAUUUGCACACCCCAGCUAAAGGUAAAUUCAUGAAAUGGCCAGGUUCCAAGGUCAAAGAUGUAGUUUCUCCAAGCCCUGGAACGGAAACCAGCAAAGGAAAGGCUCAUCUUGAGCACAAUUUCCAGCAGCUUAGUGUUUUGCGCUUUACGCGAUGCGAUCAUUGUGGCGACAAAAUGUGGGGAUCUCAACUCCGCUGCACCAUCUGUUCAACUUCUAUCCAUGUUCGCUGCAUUGCGAACGUCCACAUUCCUUGUACGCAACAACUCCAUAACAUCAGGGAGGAACCCCAGCAUAUACCCCCGUCUAUGUUCGGACGUGAUCUUGUUGAGCAAGUUCGUGCCGACUCGAAGGAUGAGGACCGUCAGAUUCCUGUCAUCGUUGAGAAAUGCAUUGACGCCGUGGAAGCCAUUGCUUUGGAUUAUGAGGGCAUUUACCGCAAGACUGGUGGUUCAGGGCAAUCAAAGGCGAUCACGCAGCUGUUUGAGCGAGGGGAUUAUUCUUCAUUCAAUCUCCGCGACACAGAUCGCUUCAACGACAUCUGCAGCGUUACGUCUGUCUUGAAAACCUAUUUUCGAUCUCUACCCGUCCCUCUUCUUACGUUUGAUCUUCAUGAUCAGUUUGUGUCCGCGGUGGCGAUUAAAGAUCUGGCAUUGAAGCAAAAGUCCUUGCUAGAGUUGGUAAAUCAGCUGCCGGACGAACAUUACUACACUCUUCGUCACCUCAUGUUGCAUCUUCACCGUGUCCGGGAAUGCUGCGAAAAAAAUUUGAUGACUGCCAGAAACCUCGGCGUCGUUUUUGGUCCGACACUAAUGAGAUCGAGAGACCCUGGCGCCGAGUUCAGUGAUAUGGCGGGUAAAGCCCUUUUUAUAGAGUGGCUAAUCGAGAAUGCGCCCCAGGCCUUCAAUGAAAACAACCUCAGCUAA
Molecule: messenger RNA, 1809 nt
Organism: Laccaria bicolor S238N-H82
Lineage: Eukaryota; Fungi; Basidiomycota; Agaricomycetes; Agaricales; Hydnangiaceae
Exons: 8
Coding region: 1-1809 (602 amino acids)
Biological process (GO): signal transduction; regulation of GTPase activity
Cellular component (GO): cytoplasm
Source: RefSeq, a predicted model, not a curated record